Molecule: messenger RNA, 1841 nt
Organism: Tachysurus vachellii
Lineage: Eukaryota; Metazoa; Chordata; Actinopteri; Siluriformes; Bagridae
Gene: nudt22
Product: nudix (nucleoside diphosphate linked moiety X)-type motif 22
Exons: 6
Coding region: 412-1509 (365 amino acids)
Molecular function (GO): GDP-mannose hydrolase activity
Source: RefSeq, a predicted model, not a curated record
UGUGCGUCAGUGGGAUGCGUUGUCACAAUUUAUUCAUUUAAAUUUUUUAAAUAAUAAAACAAAACGCUGUAGCGGUACUUUUAAAGGAGAAAAGAGGGAAAUUAGCUGAAAAAUUACUUGUAGCCGAGUUUUUAAGUGUCGUAACCGGAACUUACGACACAGAAAAGUUUGGACGUUAGCAAGAUGGCUAACUGUUUGGGUUUGUAGACUUAUUAGCUCACUAUCACAGCAAAUAGACUGGAAUUGUUUUGCAAGCUGAAUAAAACUGGCGUUGUAUCACUAUAUAAGCAUUAAAAGUGAUAAGUUACCUUGACAAGCUACAUCCAUGGUUCUGCUUUCUGGUCUUUUGUUCUUUUGAAGAAGAAGAAGAAGAAGAAGAAGAAGAAGCCUGAGAAGUUGUAAACCAUUCAAAUGGACUCUGAGGUGUCUGUGAUGCUUCAUUGUGCUCCAGCUCAGGGCUUUAAAGAGCAUCAAGUACAAGUAGAGAUAUCAAGCAGGUUCAACCGCAGAAGUGUUCCUGAGAUGGAGAAACAUAUAGAGGUGGUGUGGAACGAGCGAGUGGCCAAAGAACCGUGGCUUUUCAAUGGGGCGAAGUUCAGACUGCACUCAGCAGAACUUUUCACAACACCUCCUCAGACAUGUACAGACACAGGCUCACGGUCUAGAACAGUCGAGGCUGACAGACAGCUUGGAAUCCCUUCGUUCCACUGCAGCGAAGGAGACCACAUCUCUCUGAUGGAAAAAGACAUCUCGUUGGUUAAUGCAAAAAGCAAGAAGAGCAGCUGCUGUAGAGAAGCCACAGGAGAACCCAAGGAAAACAGGAGACCCUCAGAAGUGAAUGGAGCGAUCCUACGAUUACAGCUGGGUUUGACGUGUUAUAAAGACUUCCUAGGAACCAACUGGUCACAAGAAGCCGUGAACCUGCAGCAGCGCGGACGGCUGGAGUCAGGAGAUCCUCAGGUGCUUCUUGCACAGCCUCUCGGAGUUGGUGCUGUCCUGCUUACCUCUGAUGGACAGAUAGUGAUGCUGAGGAGGAGUCAGAGAGUCGCCGAGGCUGCUGGGCUCUUAGACAUACCCGGUGGGCAUCCUGAGCCUAAGGCUGUGUGUCAGGGGGUGAAGGAGGAGGACAUCAGCGUGGACCUCAUGCAGGGCUGCGAGAGAGCCGUCGUUGCAGAAAUCUUCUCCUCCGUGUGCGCCGAGGUCAGGGAUGAGGUGAAUGUUCCACUAGGUUCUCUCAGUGCACCGGUUCUGAUGGGAAUAGCACUGAACCACACCAGCGCAGGACGACCCAGCGCAGAGUUUUACAUCAGGUGUACUCUGACGAUGGAGGAAGUAAAGGAUUUUUAUCUGCGUGGCGGACCUGAAGCUCACGAGUCUACAGAUAUAGUGUUUCUGAGUAAAGCAGAGAUGCUGCAGUUGGAUACAAAGUCACCCUUGUGGUCAGAACUGUGUCCUUCAGCCAAAGGAGCAGUGCUGCUAUACCAAGUAGUGAGACCAGAUCAGUCUUAAACACCACACACACGUGCUUCCAUAUCUCUAAUCAUCAACAACUUCAAAGUUAUCUCAGAUAAAACUGUUCAGUUAGUUUUUUGGCUUCAGGCUACACUUUUACACGUUUAUCGGUUAGCUCCGCCCCCUCGUCCAAGCUGAGGGAGAGUGGAGGCAUAUUUCUUUUAUAGCAAUUGUUAUUCUCAGGCAGAAGAGAGCUCUAAAAUGAGACUGUUACUUUAUUUUUAGAACUAUAAAAGAUCUGAGAUCUGUAUAAUGUAUACAGUUUUUUUUUUAUUUUUUUAUAAAGAUUCUAUUUUCAAAGCUUAAUAUAUAUCACAAUGUGUACGAAU